Closterium sp. NIES-67 is the source of this 3856-nucleotide messenger RNA. NCBI's taxonomy places the organism in Eukaryota, Viridiplantae, Streptophyta, Zygnematophyceae, Desmidiales, Closteriaceae. The record is from the annotation of a GenBank genome assembly.
UACGCGCACGCGACGAGCUGGCGUUGGUCAGGCUGAGUUCAGAUUCGCAGUUCCUUCAAUACCCUCGUGGCGUAGCGAAUCCUGCUCAUUCAGAAACUCAGACUUGGCGCGAGACCGCCGCUGUCCUGGCGAGAAACGCCUGGAGCUGUUCUGGCUUAGAGUAGACCGUGACAGCCGCUUUCGGCCAGAAUCGUAUCUCACGAGACAGCUAACAGUCUGACCUCGUCUCUUAGGCCUUAACUGAGUUCCCGUCCCGAAUCAAGGCAGAAUGUUAUAGACGCCAUUCCCGAGGGCCUUAUCUCUUCUCACUUCGUUACGGGUUACAUUCGAUCUUGGACUUAUUAUAAAAUGGCCCUGUCCAUAGCCAUUCUUCUCUUAUGCGCGAUCGCGACAGCCGACUCAGCAGAUCGUAGCCCUCAUAUCGAUGCGCCUUACCAUGCGGCUAUCAACAGUACUACGAACCGUAACGUCGCGCACGCGGCGGCGGUUUCUUCCCUUUCCACUCUUCGCGAUGCCUUCACGAAUCAGACGACGCACCGUUCUGGCGUCGGACGUCAACGACUCCGUCUAUCCAGCCGGCUAGCCGUUCGCCGUGACGCUCCGUCAACACCCGACGGCAAGGAGCCAUCUCCUUACCGCCGCUCUCUCUCCGCCUCGGAUCCGCACGCUUCCGCGAGCAAGGCUGUUCUUCCGCCGAACCCUUCCGAUCCGCACUCGGCACCCCAAGCCGUCCUUCCGCCCCCCGUCCCUAACCAUCCGAGCCCGCCGAGCAUCUCUUCUGGUCCGAGCCUCUUUUCCUUGCCGAGCCUGGCCUCCAUUUUCGCUUUCAUGCAGCCUCGGGAUCCGAGGCAGGUUCCGCCGACUUCUUCCCCCCAGCGCUCCCCGUCCCCCCUGUCCUGCCCCCUCCGGUCCUGCGCCCCCCAAUCGCGCGGCCUCCGCCGGUCAAACCCCCCCGCGUGCCCCUGCGCCGCCUCCGCCAUUUUUCCAGCCGUGGCCAAUCAACGGCCAGGGAAUCUUCAACGUGCUACAGUUCGGGGCGCGCGCGGACGGGCGCACGGACAACACGGACGCGUUCCGCCGCGCGCUGCAGUCCGCGUGCGCGUGGGGAAAGGCGCGGAACGGGUACGCGCGAGUGGUGGUGCCCGCGAGCGGGCUGUUCCAGAUCUUCCCGGUUGAGCUGGAGGGCCCGUGCGGCGCCGGGCUGGAGGUGCUGAUCAAUGGCGGCAUUGCUGGGGCCGCCAACGUUACAAGUUACCCGAAACCGCGGAAGAGCAACGCGUGGGGGCUUUUGUUUUUCCGAGAGGUUGCGAAUCUGGCGGUCAGGGGAAGCGGGUGGAUGGACGGACGCGGCGCGGGGUUUUGGGCGAGGUCGAAGGGGAGCAAAAAACCCACUCUACUGUUCCUAAUGCACUGUGAUAAUGCUACAGUGCAAGGAAUAGGUUUAACGAACUCAGCCAAGGCACACCUCAAGGUGUAUGCCAGUAACGGACUGCUUAUAGAGGGUAUAACCACUCGCAGCCCAUUCAACAGCCCCAACACGGACAGCAUUCAGGUCUCCAGAGUUGAGAAUGGCGUCAUUCGAAACAGCCAACUGCAGGGAGGAGAUGACAACGUGGCCAUCGGUGAUGGCUGUCACAAUCUGCUGGUGGAGAAUCUUGUGUGCAUCAACGGCCAUGGAGUGAGCAUUGGAAGCCUGGGAAAGGAUCGUGAAACGGCCUGUGUGUCGGACGUGCUUGUAAGGAACGUGACUUUCACGGGGUCCAACAACGCUCUGCGGAUCAAGACGUACCAGGGGGGCAAGGGGCUUGUAUCGAACGUGACUUACCGGGACAUUCGAGUGACUGACGUCACUUGGCCUAUAAUAAUCGAUCAGUUCUAUUGUGACGCCUCUCCAAGUAAAUGCCGAGAGAGGAAGGAGGCAGUAGCCGUGACUGAUAUAAACUUCAUCAACGUGAAAGGAACGGCCAACGGCACCCAUGCCAUCCUCUUCAACUGCAGCCGCUCCGUGCCCUGCACCUCGCUGCUGCUCUCUGGCAUCGCCAUUGCGCCCUCUGCCAACCGCGCCAGCAGUUUGCUCCAAGUUGUGGCCGCCCAAUCUGGCGAAUCUUCUCAGUCUGUUGCGCCCUCUGCCAACCGGGCCAGCACCCUGCUCCAAGCUACUGCUGUUGCUGCUGAUGUGCUCUCUGCUUCUUCCUUCUCCUCCUCCUCCUCCUCCUCCUCCUCCUCCUCCUCCUCCUCCUCCUCCUCCUCCCCCUCCCCCUCCUCCUCCUCCUCCUCCUCCUCCUCCUCCUCCUCCUCCUCCUCCUCCUCCUCCUCCUCCUCCUCCCCAUUCUCCUCCUCCUCCUCCCCCUCUUCCCUCCGUACGUCAUCUGCCUCCUUUGAAUCAGACAUCCGCCCUCUCUUCCCUCACCUUCCCUCAUCCUACGUCUCUGCUUCCUCCUCUUCCUCCUCCUCCUCUUCACUCUAUCAAGUACCUCCUCUCUUAUCGGAGUUCAUCUCAGCCUAUGGCGUCACGACGGGCCUCCUCUUUCCAAUGCCCAAGGUAGCCGGGUGGUCCUCCCUCUCCCCGCUGCCCUACAGCCGCUGGCUCUCCAACGCCAUGGCUUCUCUCUGCGGAUCAGAGCGAGUCGCCUUCCCGCCUUUCCCUCCGCCUGUUGCCAAGGCCCCGGCCCCCAAGCCACCUUCUCUCAAGCCUCCCACUCUCUCCCUCUCUGCCUCUCAUCUUUCCCCUCCCUUCCCUUUUCUCCCCUCACCUCCCUUGCGCAGAUCAGAGCGAGUCGCCUUCCCGCCUUUCCCUCCGCCUGUUGCCAAGGCCCCGGCCCCCAAGCCACCUUCUCUCAAGCCUCCCGCUCUCCGCAAGCCUCCCCCUUCCCUCAAGACUCCCCCUUCCCUAAAAUCUCCUCCACCAAAGAAGCCUACCCCAGUCGUACCUUCCCCCAAGCGACUACCACCCUCCUCAUCCUCCUCGUCCUCAUUAACGUCAGCAUCUAACCCAUCCCAGCUGUUCCCACGCACGGACUCCUCACCAUCGCCUCCUAACCCCUCCCAGAUCUUCCCUCUCAUAAACCCGCCAUCUGCAUCGGCAUCUCGUUCUAAACCUUCCCAACUGUUCCCUACUGCUGCACACGCAGCUUCACUGCACCAGCAGCAGCAGCAGUUCACCUCACCCUCCUCCUCCCUCCCCACUCCCACAUCGUUCUUUGCUGCUCGCCUGGUGCAGUCAGAAGAGGCUCGAGCACAGGCCAGGAGACAGGAGGCAUCUCACGUUCAACAUGCUCACACUUCCCUUAGUCACAUUCGGUCUUCCGGACGCUUGUAUACACUUGCCUCCACGCAUACCUCUCCUCCCCCUCCCCAUCACUCUCCUUCAUCUCCCCCUCCCUCUAGUUCCUCUCCCCUUCCUCUCCCCUCCCCAACUCCCCCCCUCCUUCCUUACCUACCGCUUCAUCUACCUGACGGCCAAACACACCCUUGAACACCGCACAGCACCACACUGCAUUGCACUUCGACACUCUGCACACACUGCCUCGACGCACUACAGAGCGCUGCACCAGCACACACUCGGUGGCAGUACACUCGUAUGCAUUUUAUAGACACCACCAGCACGGGCACACAUGCCGCGGCUCUCAGCUCGAGAGCUUAGAUGGGCGACUACAAUAGAGGCCCUUAGUAAGAGCUGGAUUUGCCUCUAAUGCAUUGGUGCGCCCCCUUGAUUCGUUUCAGGCCACACUGAAAAAUAGGGUUUCUAGUUUUCUGAUUGGUUGGCCCGGGUUUUUCCACAUUGAACACUGAUUUUUCAGGGUCGGUACGGUAAAGCACCCUGUAAAAAGGCGAAAUUUGCGUUGUUUUUUUUUUU